This is a messenger RNA of Triticum turgidum subsp. durum (durum wheat), 966 nucleotides long. Lineage: Eukaryota; Viridiplantae; Streptophyta; Magnoliopsida; Poales; Poaceae. The record is from the annotation of a GenBank genome assembly.
AUGUCAUCGACUCAUGAAAAAGGCAAGAGCAAGGCGCGGACAAAGCUUUUGAUCGAUAUCCAAAAUGCUGUCCAGGAGUGCUGGGAGGAGCACAGGGUGUUUGAGGCCGAGCCUGGGGACAAACCUCCGGCGCCCGGCGAAAAAUUCUUUGGCACGUUUCCAUACCCAUACAUGAAUGGUUUACUGCAUUUGGGUCACGCCUUCUCACUGUCCAAGCUUGAGUUCGGUGCUGCAUACCACAGGCUUCGUGGGUCCAAUGUCCUUUUACCCUUCGCUUUCCAUUGUACUGGGAUGCCAAUAAAGGCCUCGGCGGACAAGCUUGCGCGAGAGAUUGCACAAUAUGGGAAUCCUCCAGUAUUUCCUGUAGCAGACGAGAAGUCAAGUGCUGAAGUGUCAGAGGCUGAUCAGGUCGCCGUUGUUCCGGGUAAGUUUAAGAGCAAGAAAGGUAAGGCUGCCGCAAAGUCUGGUGUGCAGAAGUUUCAGUGGGAGAUUAUGGAGAGCUUUGCGCUGUCAGAUCAGGAGAUUGCCAGAUUUCAGGAUCCUUAUCACUGGAUGACUUACUUCCCUCAGUUGGCCAAGGACCAUCUCAAGGAUUUUGGCCUGGGCUGUGAUUGGAGGCGUUCUUUUGUAACCACUGACAUCAACCCGUUCUAUGAUGCUUUUGUCCGAUGGCAAAUGAGGAAGUUGAAGAAACUGCACAGGAUUGUUAAAGAUAUGAGGUACACGAUCUAUUCUCCGUUGGAUGGCCAACCUUGUGCUGACCAUGAUCGAGCAACAGGUGAAGGUGUGCAGCCACAGGAGUAUGUGUUGAUUAAAAUGGAGGUGCUCCCGCCUUUUCCUCCCAAGAUGAAGGCCUUAGAAGGGAGGAAAGUCUAUUUGGCAGCAGCGACGUUGAGACCCGAGACUAUGUAUGGGCAGACAAACUGUUGGGUAUUGCCAGAUGGAAACUACGGGGUUCGAGGUUAA